Messenger RNA from Thalassophryne amazonica, 1443 nucleotides. RefSeq lists its product as uncharacterized. NCBI's taxonomy places the organism in Eukaryota, Metazoa, Chordata, Actinopteri, Batrachoidiformes, Batrachoididae. The transcript has 6 exons. Bases 95 to 889 code for a protein of 264 amino acids. The record is from RefSeq and is a predicted model, not a curated record.
UCUUUGAGUAACUUCCUGUGAGCCAGUUGUUAAUGAGCUUCUGUUCAGUUUAGGCUUUGAAAGAUUGACACGGUGUUUGUCUUUCGUGUAGAGCAUGAUGUUGCUGUUUUUGAUCAGUGUUUCCUGCUUCUUCUUCUCUGCAAUCCAGAAGACCAAUGGAGAAAACUUCUACUCCGAUGUUCCCAAGCAGGCUGGGAUGAAUAAGCUGUCUCCGGCAGACAACAGGGGCUACAACUUCAGGAAGAAAGACAACAUUUUGCUGUUGAGGAAAAACCUGACAGUAACAGAUGUGAAGGGAGUCUCUGAUUUAAGGGAAGGUGGAACUCUCACCAUCCCACUUUCCCCGGAGUGCACCUCAUGCAAUAUGUUCUAUACCAACAAAUGGGACAAAAAACGCGUGAUAGUGAUGAAGGCAGGGAUCCUGGUUGAAGAUGGGCCAUUUAGAGGGCGAAUUAGGAAGCUGAACCCAGAUGAGAUACAAAUCCUUUCACUGAAACAUCAAGACUCCGGCUGCUUUGAAGUCAUAGAUCAGCAAGGCUUCAUUGUUUUUCUUUUGGACUUCUAUGUUCAAGAAAGCUACACAACUACGAUUUCAUUUGCUUGGAUUUGCAUUCCUGCCAUCCUGAUCCUUGUGGUGAUUUUAUGCAUUUUCGUUUACAAGAGGCUCUGUCGUAAAAACAGAGCAGCUGAGUCUGCUCCUCUAAUUGCUGAGGUUCCACCUAUGUCUCAUACUGCAUAUCAAACUACAGGCCAGUGUCCUCCACCAUAUCCUUCUUUGAAUCCCACCAGGAUUCCAGAAGCAAGAACCGGGUUUGCUGCAGUGCCCGUUGCAGCUCCAGCUCAGCAAUACGCUGCUCCAGUUUGUCCCGGGACUGGUCUUAUUCGCUGAGAUGAAGUUUGACCAAAAAGGAUUGACCUCCCCUUGGGCUGUCCCUCAAAGUUUAGACUCAAAAUUUUUGAUGGCUGUACCGCUGACAAAGUCAACGUCCUUUAAUUUAAGCGCAGCUUAAAUGAAUUUGGUGCUGCAUCUUGUGACCAUUUGGCACAAAGCCUUGCUCGGUCUUAAAUACAUUUUGAUACUUCAAAAAAGUGACUUUAUAUCUCAUAGUCUAAACAUGUUACAAAGUGGGACAUCUUGCCCAUUUAUAUAUAAAUGGAUUCAAAUAUUGGAGACCAAACCAGUCUGAAGAAAAUUACCUGCUUUCUAAAAACAGCAUUGUGCAUUUAAGAUUUUACUCUUGAUAUGAUAUAUUUGUUGGUAUUAUUAACAGUAGUAUUUUGAAAUGCAUACAGAAAACAUUAUAUGGUUAAAGUUACCUUAGUACAUCUUGAAAGUAUUCACAGCCCUUCACUUUUUCCACAUUUUAUGUUACAGCUUUAUUCCAAAAUGGAGCAAAUUCAUUUUUUUUCACUUCAAAAUUUUACUCACAACACCCCAUAAUG